Molecule: messenger RNA, 1497 nt
Organism: Closterium sp. Naga37s-1
Lineage: Eukaryota; Viridiplantae; Streptophyta; Zygnematophyceae; Desmidiales; Closteriaceae
Source: the annotation of a GenBank genome assembly
AUGCCUCACAGCUCCAAUGCCUUCUCUCGCCCCUCCCCCCCAUCCCCUGCAGCCUCUCCCCCCGAUGUCUCCGCGCUCUACAUCGUCCGCCUACGCUCCGCGCCGCCCGUCGCGUCGUACCGCGGCGGACUACCCGGCUACCCGGCAACGGCCGUCUGGGACAGCGACCCUAACGGCAACGCGACAGACGCGACGGCAGACGACACAGCUGCUGCUGGUGCGGCUACUACUAACGCUCUAGGGGGGAGGCUUGGCCGUCCGCUGCGGCGGCCGCGGGUGAACGUGAGGGCGCCGGGCGUGAGGGCGUUCAAGCAGCUGCUGCAGCGCAUGCAGCAGGCCGUGCUGAGAGACAGCGGCGUGGACGCCGGGAAGAUGCUCUAUAGCUACACGCACGUGUCGAACGGCUUCUCCGCCAAGCUCACGCCAGCGCAGGUGCAGCGCAUGAGGCGGCAUCCAUCUGUGGCGUCCGUGACGCAGGCGCGCGUGCUGCGCCCCGCCACCACCGACUCGUACAAGUUCCUCGGCCUGCCCUCCUCGCUCUGGGCCGACGCGGGCGGGCCCAGCAGCGCAGGCGAUGGGACUGUGAUCGGCAUAGUGGAUACCGGCAUAUGGCCUGAAAACGGUUCCUUUGACGACAGGGGCUACAGCAGCACACUCCCGGCGGGGUGGGUGGGAGACUGUUUCAGCACGCGCGACAUGUCGUGCAACAAGAAGAUCAUCGGAGGGGACUGGUUCUACGAGGGCUUUGUGAGCAGCGGCAACACCAUCGACCUCUCCAGCGACUGGCUCUCGCCGCGCGAUGCUGUGGGCCACGGCACGAUGUGUGCUGGGAUCGCAGCGGGCAACAGCAACGUGGAGGUUCCCGACAUUGAGUCGGGCAGGGCGAGCGGCAUGGCGCCAGGGGCGCGCCUGGCCAUCUACAAGGUGUUCUGGCAGGCGAAAGAUGAGAGCUUCUACGCCACCACCACCGACAUCUUCGCAGCCAUUGAUCAGGCCGUUGCCGACGGUGUGGAUGUGCUUAGCCUGUCGCUGGCCGAAGCCCAUUCGACGGAUACCUACUUUGAUGACUUGCCAUUCAUCAGUGUCAACGCGGCGGGGGUGUUUGUGGCGUUUGCAGCGGGCAACGAGGCCAGGCCAUCCGUCCUCGCAGUUACGAACUAUCGCACGCUCUGCAACUUCUCGCCCUACUACAUGACUGUGGGCGCCAGCACCAUUCUCCGCAACGGUGCAUCCCUCUCUUCCACAACCGCAGCAGCAACAGCACCAGCGUCCUUCGAAGCUCCCUCCAACACCACAUUCAACACAGCCAAUACAGUCGCAACACUCAGUGGCCGUAGCUUUGCCCCUGUAGUCUCCUUUAUCUCUUCCACUGGGCCACUCUCCAAUCCGAUGCUGCCCUCCCCUGCUGCCGCUCACCCCUCCAACACCAUCCUCAAACCCAACAUCAUCGCCCCGGGGGAAGACAUCUACGCCACACCAAAAUGUCACACUGGCUAA